Messenger RNA from Trypanosoma grayi, 1281 nucleotides. RefSeq lists its product as hypothetical. Gene Ontology annotation, molecular function: oxidoreductase activity, acting on the CH-OH group of donors, NAD or NADP as acceptor; NAD binding. The record is from RefSeq and is a predicted model, not a curated record. Gene Ontology annotation, biological process: glycerol-3-phosphate catabolic process. The coding region runs from base 1 to 1281 and encodes 426 amino acids. NCBI's taxonomy places the organism in Eukaryota, Euglenozoa, Kinetoplastea, Trypanosomatida, Trypanosomatidae. The transcript has a single exon.
AUGCAAUCCAGACUGUUGGUGCUCGGCUCUGGUGAGCUCGGGACGGCGUGUGCGUUGUCGCUGCUGGCAAAUGGAAAUGAGGCAACUAUGGUGACGAUGCUUGGCCGGGACAAGGAGUACCUGCACGAUCUGCAGCACGGCUCUCGUGCAUUCCGGCCGUUCGACCACCGCGUUCGUGUUCCGUCGCGGCUGUCUUUCCAAGAAAUGGGCGGAGGGCUGCUGGAGAGCGGCGAGGCGUCAUUUCUUUGCGUGCCAGUGACGUCUUUCGCUGGGAAGGAUGACGCUACAUCGCCGGCGAGUGCAGACCCUCCGGUGCUGCAAUGCUUGCGCCAGCACGCGGACGCGCCUACUUUUGUCUUUAGUCGUGGCCUUUCUAGAGGAGGAUUAACGCCAUGCGAACAGAUCAAUCACGCCAUGUGUUCGCAGGCGUCGAAGCUGGUUGUCGUCUCUGGGCCGCUCUUCGCGAAGGAGUGGGCAGCAGCAUCGGCGCAGGAGCUGAGGAGUGACAGCAGCAAUAGUAGUAGCAACGGCAACAACGGUAUAUCCCUUGCAUUUGCUAUGGAUGAUGCGACAGAUGCUGCGGCACGUGUGGCGGUGCAGGAGCUGACAGAGCGGCUGUGGCGGCGCGAGUGCGUUACUUGGCUCAUGGAGCCGGCGGCCGCUGGUGUCCUCUCGCUUGUCAACGCGUGUGUCCCUCUGUGCUCGAUGGGCGCGGGGCUGGUGAGCAGCGAGUACCCUUCCUGCGUAUCGGCAAUGAUGUCGUACAUGCAGCAUGCCAUCAGUGCAACAGAGCGGCUAGUGAACGAGGUCUUGUCUCGCCCGCAAGGCACGCCGUUGCCGGCGUGUGCAGUGACGACGCUCGCGAUGGCGUGCACGAAUCAUGCCUCCCGCGAAUUUAUUUUCGGCCGUCGUCUGAACUUCCACUUUCGUCACCAUGACGCUAUUCGAGCCGUUUUCCCAGGUAACUCGCAUGAGCCGUUGGACGCGACGGUGGAGGGGCUCCACACGUUGCUGCAGCAGCGAUCGCUGUCCUCACCGUUCUAUGAGGUGCUGAUGGAUGCAUUCCUGACGGUGCUGCGUGCGUCGGUGGUGGGGCGGGGAUUGGUGAAGACGGGAUGUUACGACUACCGCCACCACCUUCGCGUCGAGGACUCGUCACUGCUGCAACACGCGCUGGCGAUGGACGAGGCGGUGCUCUCGGGUGACGAGCAGCGCUUUGAGAAGACGCGGCAGGCGGUGGCAAUGACGUUCGGUGGCUCGACAGCACCGCCGCCGCCGUGA